CUCUGGUUCCAUAUGGCUCUGGCUCCAUAUGGCUCCUGCUGAAAGCAGCACAGAGUGUCCUCGCCGUCUCACUGCCUCCUUCCUCUGCCGGCCUUCCCAAGCUCGGGCCUCUGCAAGCACUGGGCCUGUCGCCUGGCAUUGCCCUGCGCUGGAGCUGGUGCCGUGGUGAGACGGGUGUUGGGGAGCCAGUGGUGGUGGCUGGGAGGUCACAGGCAGCGCAGCAUGGCCAUGGUAGGUCCUGCCCCAGCCCCUCUACCCUGCCCUGCCCUGGAGGAUGUGUGAGCGCUCGGUAGUCCUCAUCACAGCAAGUGCCGGAGGCUACAGAGGGCAGGGUGGCACUCUCCAAAGGGAAUUCUGUGUGGGAAAGCCCAGCUCCUGCUACGCUGUGGGUGUGCUGAGGGUCAGCCACCUCUGUGACCUGAUGCUGUCUGCUGGCUCCUGCCCAGCUUGUGGGACUGGGGAGCUGCGCAGUGGGGCAGGGGGUUGUGGGACCCCCUCAGCCAGCCCUGUGGCUGAGCUGGGCUCUGCUCCUCUUGAGGCCUGGCACCAUAAGCAGUGCUGGGAGCAGGUGAGGUGCCUGCCUGGCAGCUUCCUUGCACAUGCACAGUGUCUGUAGACAUGGCUGAGCUGGUGGUCACCCAGCCAUGCUGGAGGCUGGGGGUCUGUGCAUGGGAAUGUUGGACCUUGAGCCACUGGGAGCAAGGUGGUGGCUGUGGACAGGGUUCCUUGGUGGGCUCUGGGUCAGGGAAGCAGGGUUAAUGGAGUGUUGGGCAGGGCUGCACAGAAGCAGGAGAGUGUCCUGAGCACAGGGUCCAGCAGCCUAGGAGGGCCCGUCCCCAAACCCUCCUCCUGCUGCACCUCUGCUGUCGGUGGGGAAGGAUGGGGCUGACGCAACCCAGGGUGUGCACAUGGUGAAAACAGGAUGUGGUAUGAGGAGACAAGCAGGAUGUUUCUGGGGGCCCCACAGGACCCCACCAAGGGGUGGGGGUGGUGGCACCCGCAGCAGCACGCUGAGACCCUGGGCUCAUCCCCAUGGCCUGCCUGACCCCGGGGCUGUUGCCCCUCUGGUGUGGUACAGCGUGGGCUGGCAGCAGGGCUGGUUGCUGCAGUAGCUCAGGGGGCCGAAGGACACCCUGAGGCAUCUGAAGCCCACCCUCCCCUUACUCCAUAGCUGGCAUUCUGGGUGCCGUGUCUCCAUCUCAUGCUGCUGAACAGGAUUUAGCUGAGUCAAGGCAGCCAAAGCUGAUGCAGCCUCUCCCGGCGACUGACGGGGACAGGGAUGGGGACAGGGAUGUGCUGGGGUCGCUCCCAUUGCAGGCACGGCCCCACAUCUCCCAGACUCGCCACACAGGGGUCCUGCAUGGAGCAGUGGGGUCCCUGCAGACACCCCAUAGCAAGGGGGAAGACAGUGGGAAACAACAUCCCGUGGGGACUGGCAUGGCUCCUAGUCCUUCUCCUGGUUCCAGUUCUUGUCCCAGACAGCUGUGGGAGAUGCCAUGGAGCCUGUGGAGAGGAGCGGGCACCAGCGGUCCCCACGGCCAGCGCAGGACCUGGACCUGCAGUGGAGAGGUCUGGCAGAGAUGGGGGAGCUGCAGGGCUGGGGGUCUGCUGGCCUGCCCAGCUGGUGGAGGGGAAGGGAGGGGACCCCGGCGCUGCGCACUGAGCUCAAGAUGUGCCGGGUCGGGUGUCCUGGCAGGCUCCGAGGAAGGAAGGGCUGGGCCAGCCCAGGACCUGCCUGGCUGGGACCCCAGCACAUGGCGUCUCCCGGCCCCGCGCCAGGGAGGGGGAGCAGGCCCUGGCGCCCAUUUCCCACCCGGCCGGGAGCACAGGAGUUAAGGUGCUGACGGCUCUGGCUCAUGGCGGCAGGAACAGGGUGGUGCUGGUGCUGGCUGCUGGCGAGGCCGGGAUGACGCCCGAGAGGCCCCGGAGCUCAUUGGUACGGGGCCCUGAGUCACCGCGGAAGCACCGAGCUGCAGGUGUCCACACCCGGCACGGCAGCUCGGGCACGGCCAGCGGGGCCGGGGAGGGUCCUGCCACGAUGGUGCUCAGGGCAGAGGACAGCGUGCCCAGUGACCUGACCCCAGAGGAGUGCCAGGAGCUGGAGAACAUCCGCCGCCGAAAGCAGGAGCUGCUGGCUGACAUACAGCGCCUGAAGGAUGAGAUAGCGGAAGUGACGAAUGAGAUCGAGAACCUGGGCUCCACGGAGGAGAGGAAAAACAUGCAGAGGAACAAGCAGGUGGCCAUGGGCAGGAAGAAGUUCAACAUGGAUCCUAAGAAGGGCAUCCAGUUCCUGAUCGAGAACGACCUGCUGAAGAACACGUGUGAGGACAUUGCGCAGUUCCUGUACAAGGGAGAGGGCCUCAACAAGACAGCCAUUGGCGACUACCUGGGCGAGAGGGAUGAGUUCAACAUCCAAGUCCUGCAUGCCUUUGUGGAGCUGCAUGAAUUCACUGACCUCAACCUUGUGCAGGCUUUGCGGCAGUUCCUGUGGAGCUUUCGGCUGCCAGGGGAGGCACAGAAGAUUGACCGGAUGAUGGAGGCCUUUGCCCAGCGGUACUGCCAGUGCAACCCUGGUGUCUUCCAAUCCACAGACACCUGCUACGUGCUGUCCUUUGCCAUCAUCAUGCUGAACACGAGCCUGCACAAUCCCAAUGUGAAGGACAAGCCCACGGCAGAGCGAUUCAUCGCCAUGAACCGUGGCAUCAAUGACGGGGGGGACCUGCCUGAGGAGCUGCUCCAGAAUCUGUACGAGAGCAUCAAGAAUGAGCCCUUCAAAAUCCCUGAGGAUGACGGCAAUGACCUCACCCACACCUUCUUCAACCCUGACCGAGAGGGCUGGCUCCUGAAGCUCGGAGGCAGGGUGAAGACGUGGAAGCGGCGCUGGUUCAUCCUGACUGACAACUGCCUUUACUACUUCGAGUACACAACGGAUAAGGAGCCCCGUGGCAUCAUCCCCCUGGAGAAUCUGAGCAUCCGUGAGGUGGAGGACUCAAAGAAGCCCAACUGCUUUGAGCUCUACAUCCCUGACAACAAGGACCAGGUGAUCAAGGCCUGCAAGACAGAGGCAGACGGGCGUGUGGUGGAGGGGAACCACACCGUGUAUCGCAUCUCUGCCCCCACGCCUGAGGAGAAGGAGGAGUGGAUCAAGUGCAUCAAGGCAGCCAUCAGCCGGGAUCCCUUCUACGAGAUGCUGGCUGCCAGGAAGAAGAAGGUCUCCUCCACCAAGAGGCACUAGCAGCCAGACUGGCCCUGCGAGGCCAGCCCAAGUGUCCCCCGGUCAUAGGGGCAUGGGGGGUGGGGGCCAUGCUGCAUGCUGGCCCUUGAGGCCCAGGGCCCAGCUUCAGCUUAGCUAUUUCUUUAUUGUGGGGGGAGGGAAGGGGCACGGGCAUCUCAGUGACUGGCCCCCCAUCACUGCCUCAUCACUGACAGCAUCUUCACAGGCUCAAGCUGGAACACAGCACCCCUGGGAGCCCUGGCCUCAGCACCACGGGCACCCUCACUGCCUCUGACCCCCAGGAAGCCUGUGGCCAUGUGGCACUGGGUCCCCCAGCACCAGUGCUCAGACGCUCUUGGGGUGUUCUGUCGGGAGGGCAAGCGGCUGUUGGUGAGCAGCUGGAGGUUUGGGGGUGCCACAGGUGCUGGGGUGCAGCCCCAGCCCCAGGGUGCCCUGCAGAGAUACAGCUCCUGGCCCUCGUUGUAGCGGGCCUGGGUCUGUCCUAGGUGUCCCCACGCUGCUGCCUUGGACCCCCCCCCCAGCGACCCCCUGCGCUGGAAUGGUCCCACAGACACAGGAGGGACAAAGGGCAGGGACUGUUGAUGAGCAGUGGUGGCACGCAGGGCAGGGAUGUGCCCUCACCCUGCUGUGGGAGCUGUGGCUUGGAUGUGGCAGCACUCAGUGGCAUUGCCCCAGCCCAUCCUUGUGCCAUGGCCCUCGUGGCAGGGUGGCAUGGUGCCAUGGUGCAGCCUGCCCUCAGGAUGGCUGCUGGUGGGGGUCUGGGUGGGUGGGCGCUGUGGCUCCACCUCUCUGCCUCACAAUCGCCUGUGUCUUGUCCUGUCCCCCUCCCCACGCACGGUCUGGAGGCACCUGGAUCAGUAUUAGUCUAUUUAUCAGAGGUGUAAAUACUCCUGUAUAGUUUUCUCCUUGUAGAUUAUUUUGUAUGUGGGUGGUUCAGUGCAGAGGCCUCACAGGAGUGGGGCGGGUGGGCAGGAUUUUUUAUUCUAAUUUUUUUUUUUUUAAUUUGCCAUGGCCUUGUAAACUAGUGCUGAAGAUCAGCAACAAAUAAAUACUUGUACCACGCUUCCCUUGG
Messenger RNA from Onychostruthus taczanowskii (white-rumped snowfinch), 4307 nucleotides. RefSeq names its product cytohesin 1 (gene CYTH1). Lineage: Eukaryota; Metazoa; Chordata; Aves; Passeriformes; Passeridae. The record is from RefSeq and is a predicted model, not a curated record. Gene Ontology annotation, biological process: regulation of ARF protein signal transduction. Gene Ontology annotation, molecular function: guanyl-nucleotide exchange factor activity.